GUGACAGCGGAUAAUCAAAACAGGAACAAAAUGGCUGCAACUGGGGACGAAGCCGCAGCAAUGGACAGCAUAUCUAGGGAGCCUACAGCCCUCUCCGCGCCUCUGAACGCGGCUAGCAGCAGCAGUGGUCCGGAGGAACGACCGGAGGAAGCAGCUGAAAAUCUGGUACCUGCUCCUAAGAAACCCGGCACAAACAGUGAUGGUGGCGUGGAGACAGCAGAGGAGGCUGUGGAGCCAGCAGAGCCCGAUAUUAAUGAGCUGUGCACCGAUAUGUUUGAAAAGAUGGCCAUCUUCCUGCAAGGAGAAUUAACAGCCACUUGCGAAGAUUACCGUCUGUUGGAGAACAUGAACAAGCUUACAAGUUUGAAAUACAUGGAAAUGAAGGACAUCAGUAUCAACAUAAGCCGUAACCUGCAGGAUCUCAACAACAAAUAUGCUAGCUUACAGCCGUACCUGGACCAGAUAAACAAGAUUGAGGAGCAAGUAUCAGCGCUUGAACAGGCUGCUUACAAACUAGAUGCGUACUCCAAGAAACUGGAAGCUAGAUUCAAAAAACUGGAGAAGCGAUAAGAAAGAAGAGGAGGCAGAACGACGGCUCUGGCGCCUUCCUACUUUCUUUCACCCUGCUUUGCCUUCUGCUCUCCCUGCCAGCAGAGCCAGGAGCUGCAGGGAGGAUGUGAACUAAGACUGAAACAACAAACAGCUGCUUUGACACCUAAAACGACCACGGAGGAAGCAGCUGAAUGCACACAAACUGGCCUUCAGUGUUUUGCGCGGACUUCACUCUAGCAUCCCUCAUUAUAGCCAGCCAUGCAGCCAAGGAGUACAGUGUGUACUCACAACCUUUUUCAGACAUAUUUAAUCUAGAAUCAGUGUGCCUAAUCGACAAUCGACAUUGAAAUAUUGAAUAAAGUCAUACUGAUGUAGUCCUCAUCAAAAAGGAACUGUUUGGCAGGUCCAUAGGUUCAUGUGUAAUGAUGUGAUAAUGUCCCAGAUUUUUAGCCCUCUUUCACUAAUAAUUUUAGGCAUUGAUCUCUUAAGUUCCACUUCGCAAGAAAAGUCCAAAAUAUACAUUUGAGUACUAUGUUGUCACAUUUUUAUUUCUGGCAGAAUUAAUAGAGCCAUAAACUACUGAA
Messenger RNA from Melanotaenia boesemani (Boeseman's rainbowfish), 1136 nucleotides. It is a transcript of the gene bloc1s2, whose product is annotated as biogenesis of lysosomal organelles complex-1, subunit 2. Gene Ontology annotation, molecular function: gamma-tubulin binding. Bases 31 to 570 code for a protein of 179 amino acids. The transcript has 5 exons. The record is from RefSeq and is a predicted model, not a curated record. Lineage: Eukaryota; Metazoa; Chordata; Actinopteri; Atheriniformes; Melanotaeniidae. Gene Ontology annotation, biological process: endosomal transport; lysosome localization. Gene Ontology annotation, cellular component: gamma-tubulin complex; BORC complex; BLOC-1 complex.